AUGAGAACUAAAAGCAAACGCUGGUUUAUCAAUGAUUCAUGUGGAAUUUGUUGUGUAGUAUUUACGUAUCUUCUGAUCUUCUUUGCCGAAUGCGUAGUCCUCUUUGUGACUCUGCUUCCAGAAUCCUCAACUUCUUCUACAGUGCAUGCAAUCAUAUAUAAUGUUCUAAUCAUCUUAGCUGUAGCGGCUCAUUAUAAGACCAUGGUAACUGACCCAGGUGCAGUACCAAUCGGAAAUGCAACGCCAGAAGCAUUAAGAAAUCUGAGAGAUAAUGGCAGUUUUCGUGAUAUGGUAGUCGUGAAAUGUGUAAAGUGUGAAUGUAUAAAACCUGAGAGGGCGCAUCAUUGUAGAAAAAUGGAUCAUCAUUGUCCUUGGGUUAAUAACUGUGUUGGAGAGUACAACCAAAAAUAUUUCGUUUUGUUUACGAUGUAUAUAUGCUUAUCCUCAAUUUAUUCGAUAUUCCUGGGUAUUCGGCAUUUUAUUAUUUGCCAUAGUAUCGAGGCUAGAAACUGUAAGCCAUUUUCGCUGCCCGCAACCAUCGUCUUUGUUGUUGCAUUAUUAUUCGAAGGCCUACUUUUCGGACUUUUUACACUGAUAAUGUGGUCUUCUCAGAUGUAUGCAAUAGCUAAUGAUGAAACGGGCAUUGAAGCUCUAAAAAGUAAUAAGGAUGGAGUUCAAAAGAAGGCUUGGCUUAUGAACUUUAAAGAAGUCUUUGGUGGGUCAUUUUCACUUCUAUGGUUUUCUCCUUUUAAUUCAGUUCAUUACAGGGGGAAAGAAGAUGCAAUGCAUUACAUAGUGUAGUUGACGCUACAGUUUUGUAUUUGGCAACUCUUCGUCAUAAACGGUUACUAGAGGGCGUAUGGUAGCCUGCUACAGACGUCUAUUUCCUCUAAAUAGGAGUAAAUUUCGCUGAAUUAUAGAUAUAUAUUGUUACCGAGGGUACAAUUCUUUUAUGAUUAAUAAUUUCAAAAACAUACUAUUUUUAAGACUCAGUAAUUGGUACAGUACGGUACUAGUUUUAUCGCGACAUUGAUAGAUUUUUAGAUUUUUUACAGUAUCAUUCUGUAUUUCGCCGGGGACUCGCAUGUUUGGCAAUGAAAAGCCGAAAGAACGUAUCAUAUAUUGUUGGAAAUAUCGUUAAUAUGAUGUAACGAUUUAUUUAACAAUAACACGUUAUGCUAACCUUAUGUAAUCCGUACCAGAUACGUAUUUAUUACUAUUGUAGUGAUUAAAAGUUCGUAGAAGAGACCUAUAGCAUACGAUGCGGAUAAGUUCCAGUACUAUCUUGUUACGAUAUUUGAGGUAUCAUUGAAAACACUUGCGAACAUUGCAAAUUUGAGUUGUAGUAUAUGCACCGUAGUUUCGCUAUUUCAUUUCACGGAUUUGUUGUGG
Molecule: messenger RNA, 1392 nt
Organism: Trichoplax adhaerens
Lineage: Eukaryota; Metazoa; Placozoa; Uniplacotomia; Trichoplacea; Trichoplacidae
Exons: 8
Coding region: 1-801 (266 amino acids)
Molecular function (GO): palmitoyltransferase activity
Source: RefSeq, a predicted model, not a curated record